Schistocerca cancellata (South American locust) is the source of this 1256-nucleotide messenger RNA. It is a transcript of the gene Gip, whose product is annotated as putative hydroxypyruvate isomerase. Gene Ontology annotation, molecular function: hydroxypyruvate isomerase activity. The coding region runs from base 356 to 1144 and encodes 262 amino acids. The record is from RefSeq and is a predicted model, not a curated record. The transcript has 5 exons. NCBI's taxonomy places the organism in Eukaryota, Metazoa, Arthropoda, Insecta, Orthoptera, Acrididae. Gene Ontology annotation, biological process: glyoxylate metabolic process.
AAAAACAAACUGAUGUGUCACACUAAAAGUACUAUCUUUGUUUUAUUUACAUUUUCAAAUCGAGUACGGUCCGCAUGAAACGUCAAAGACGUGUAAUAUUGAAGUUUGUAUGUUAGUGGCCACUAAUAACAACAAAUACCGAUUUGUAGUUUUAUUCGAACUAUCAUUCUCACAAGAAUAAGUUUGUCGACACCUACUUCUGGGCAAUGUAGAAGUGACUGAACGCUGUACUGUGUAAUGUAGAUCUAGAAGAGCGUUGCGUAAGACAGUGAUAACAGGCCGAGUUGUAUUAGUCGUAUUCUGUUUUCCUGUAGUUAGUUGUGUACAGACAGUACUUGGAAGUAUAUUCGCGAAAAUGACUCUCAGGGUGUGUGCAAAUCUUAGCUUCAUGUUUCAAGAAACUACAUCACUUAUCGAAAGAUACGCUUUAGCUAAGGAAGCUGGUUUCCGUGCUGUGGAAUGUGCUUUUCCAUAUGAAUAUCCCCUGGAAGAAGUUAUUUCAGCAAAAGAAAGUGCCGGUGUCGACCAGAUCUUAAUAAAUGUAUUUCCUGGUGACCAAAGUAAAGGAGAACUUGGGUUUGCAGCAAUUCCUGGACAGGAGGAGAAGUUUAAAGAAAGCCUCAGUCUUGCAGUUAAAUAUGCAAAAGGCCUUCACUGUAAGCGGAUUCAUGUGAUGUCUGGAAAUGCUGAAAAUCCAAGCAGUGUGAAUGACGACAUUUAUGAGAAAAACAUUAAGUAUGCAGCAUCUUUGUUCGAGAAAGAGGGUAUUGUAGGAUUGAUUGAACCAAUCAAUCCACAUUCUGUUCCAAACUAUUACAUGAAUAAUUUUUCAAAAGGGCUGGACAUUGUCAGAAGAAUAAAUAGUCCAAAUCUAAGGUUGAUGAUGGAUUUAUUCCAUGUUCAACACUUACAAGGCGACCUGACACACACAAUUAAAAUGGCCCUACCAUAUGUUGGCCACAUCCAGAUUGCCCAAGUGCCCAACAGAAAUGAACCUGACACACCUGGUGAAGUAAAUUACAGCUACAUAUUUGAUGUUCUAAAAGAUAAUGGUUAUGAUGGUUGGAUUGGUUUGGAGUACAAACCAGCAAAGGGAACAAGAGAAGGGUUGAAAUGGAUUCAGAAUUAUAGAGUUACACAGUAAUUCUUGUUGAAAAAUAUUUUGUAGAGGUGUUUUCUGGAACAAAUAUUUAUAUUUUGGGAUUUUUUUAAUUGCAAAGCAUGAAAAUAUAUGUAAUAAAAAUUUGAACUUUUAA